Molecule: messenger RNA, 1071 nt
Organism: Kockovaella imperatae
Lineage: Eukaryota; Fungi; Basidiomycota; Tremellomycetes; Tremellales; Cuniculitremaceae
Exons: 3
Coding region: 75-935 (286 amino acids)
Molecular function (GO): 2-oxoglutarate-dependent dioxygenase activity
Source: RefSeq, a predicted model, not a curated record
GUUCCUUGUCCGCACAUCGAUCAUGCUGAUUUUGGUCGAUACCUAUAGUGCCCUGUAGCCCACUACCCUGGAGAAUGUCUCUGCGUCUCUCUCGGGCCGCAUUCAAAGCCUCGAUCGGCGUCCAGGAACUCGGACAUCACCUCGUCCAAAGCAAACUCCCCUUUCCGCUCCAUUUCGGCCGGGAACUCGUAUCGCACUGGUCAGCUUUGACUACAUGGACACUCGACGAUGACUUGGAAGGGCUGAAAAGGGACGUGGGAAUCGACAAAAGUGUCGAAGUGGAGCUAGGGAAGAAAGGUAGAGGAUACUUGGACAAAGAGACCAGUAGAGUGUCCAUGCCAUUCGGACUGUUCAUCGAUGCGUUCCUUCUUAAUCGUAUUCCAUCUGGUUCUUCGGCGACGGAGAUUCCAUCAGCUUAUCUCGCUCAGUCAGAUAUACUUGACUCGUCACCUGGUUUAUUGGACCGAAUACCACCGCUUGAACAGUACGAAUCUGGACCUCAGGCAUCUCUCUACAGGCGAACGAUGUGGAUAGGUCCAAAAGGGAGUUUUACACCCUUUCAUCGGGACCCAUACCAUGGGAUAUACACGCAGAUCCUUGGGAACAAGACGUUUCACCUCGUACCGCCUUCUGCGGCGAAGGACUUGAAGCUCAGUACGAACCCAUUACAGAAGAACACCUCGACCGUUCCAUCACCUGUAUCAGAAUACUUUUCAACUCAAUCUCCUUCAGCUGAAGGCGAAAUACAGAUAGAGCGUAGAAGGGGCGAUCACUUAUCCGACACCACCGACGCCCUCAUAGAGGCACUGAGAUGCGACGGGUCUUGUGUGGCUCAACUUGGACCUGGACAGUCUGUACUCAUACCCGAGGGGUGGUAUCAUUCGGCGGAAGGUGGUGAUGGACCAGGUGUGGGCGUGAACGCAUGGUUCAGGUGAUGCCAUCGGCGUUGGGGUCUUGCGAUACGUUGCAAUACACGUAGACCCUGUUACAGAGCCUCGCACUCGAUCGAUGCUUGCUUUCGUUGUCACUGCUUGUAAAGUCAGCUUCAAACGCCUAUAAUCCGUUGCAACU